Penicillium diatomitis is the source of this 774-nucleotide messenger RNA. RefSeq lists its product as uncharacterized. Lineage: Eukaryota; Fungi; Ascomycota; Eurotiomycetes; Eurotiales; Aspergillaceae. The record is from RefSeq and is a predicted model, not a curated record. Bases 1 to 774 code for a protein of 257 amino acids. The transcript has 5 exons.
AUGGUGACCGACUACCCCAGCCCUGCCAUCAGCAGUAAGAAAACCCCAGUAACCGUAUGGGUGUUCUUCGCCCUGGCAGCUCUCGACAUCGCCGUAAACGCAGCUGCAGGACCAGCAGCAGUAGCGACGGCCGUCCACGUCAGCGGCGAUAAACUGACAGCGCGAUCUUUGCAACUCGGCGCCCUCGCAGGAGUCACAAAGGCCGGGGUUCUGGCUUUUGUGGAAUUCGUCUCUUACACGGGUAUACCUGCCCCGGCGUGGUUGGUUCUCAUAUUGUUUGCCAGUAGUUUUGGCAUUUGCGUCUUGGUGACGGCGGAGAUUAGUAAUUUGGUUCUUGGAGAGACACCCAGCGCCCUGCUAAUAGCCGCUAUCGUGGCUGCAAUCCCAUUAGGAGGGGAAUGUAUCGGGAUAUACCAAUUCCAUCGCCGCAGCACCCGGAUUACUACUGACCAAAGUCUUCACGUUCUAGCGGCCGGUGGUCUAUCCGGCGGCAAUGGAGGCGUUCAGAUAUUCGUCAUGGGCCUCGACGCCCUCGGAGGAUACGUCUUUGCUCGAAUGGCGCAUAACGAGGGGUACGAUAUCUGCGCGUACAAUGUCGCGGCUGCGGCUGGGGCUGUCUACGGUGCAAUCACGGGAAUCUUUCAUACGGGGAUUGGAUGUAUGGCGGGGGCUCAGUCUACGAUCAGCGUUAACGGGCAUUACGAGACGACGAAUAUAUUCGGUACGAGGAAGGGGUAUGAUGAGAAUUGGCGGACAAAUGCGGGGUUAAUCUGA